AUGGGUCACCCAGCCCGAUAUCCAAAAUCACAAGAUUAUAUUAUUAUAACAAAAGCUAUAUUACGACCAUUAAAUAUUCCAUUAGAUAAUAAAGAUGCUUUGAUGUUUAUUGGUCGAUUAGAUGAUGAACAAGAUAUGUUCAAGCUUAAUCAGAUGUUAAAAGCUGAAUUUAAUAAACAACCAGUCGACAUGGGAGCAAUAACAUAUUCUUAG
Rotaria socialis is the source of this 213-nucleotide messenger RNA. NCBI's taxonomy places the organism in Eukaryota, Metazoa, Rotifera, Eurotatoria, Philodinida, Philodinidae. The record is from the annotation of a GenBank genome assembly.